This is a messenger RNA of Prorocentrum cordatum, 1257 nucleotides long. Lineage: Eukaryota; Dinophyceae; Prorocentrales; Prorocentraceae. The record is from the annotation of a GenBank genome assembly.
AUGGUCGGCGCGCUCUGGCCCAUGUUUGACACGAACCGGUCGGGCUCCAUCAGCUUCCGAGAGUUCAACAAGCGCGAUGGCCUCCGCGAGACGCUCCUGGCCCAGAUGGGCAGCAGCGGAGGCAGCCCCCCGGCGCACGUGGGGGCCGAGCUCGGCCGGCCGCAGCGCCCGCCCGCCUUUGGCGGCUACCCGCAGCCAGCCGCAGCGAUGCCCGUGGCAACCCCGGUCGUCGUGGCCACGCCAGUGGCGCCGCACGGCGCCGGUGGCCACGCCGGUCACCACGCGGCGCACCGGCCGGCCCCGCCCAGCCAGGGUGUGCCGAAGCCCACGGGCAGGCGCAAGGCCGUGCUCAUCGGCAUCAACUAUGUGGGCACCCGCGCGCAGCUCCGGGGCUGCGUGAACGACGUGAGCAACGUGAGGUCGCUGCUAACCAACAGCAUGGGGUGGCACCCGGGCAGCAUUCAAACACUCACGGACGAUGGGAAUUCCACGGUGCCCACCCGCCGAAACAUCGAAGCAGCUCUCAAGUGGCUGGCGGACGGCGCGAGGCCGGGGGACGUGCUGUUCUUGCACUUCUCUGGGCACGGCGCGCAGCAGAAUGACCCCAACGGCUUCGAGGAGGACGGGAUGAACGAGACGAUCCUGCCCGUCGACUUCAAGUCUGCUGGCAUGAUCUCGGACGACCAGCUGGGCGAGAUUCUGGUCAAGCACCUGCCGGAGGGCGUGCGCCUCACAGCCGUCAUGGACUGCUGCCACAGCGGCACGGGCCUGGACCUCCCGUACACGUGGACCUCUCGCGGCUGGAAGGAGGAGACCAACCCGUACCACUCCAUGGGUGAUGUCGUGAUGUUCAGCGGGUGUGCUGACGACGACACGUCUGCGGACGCGACCACCGCAUACGGAGCCUCUGGCGGCGCCAUGACGACCGCGUUCUGCGACGUGCUGCGCUCUAAUCCGAGGCUGAACUUCACCGAGCUCAUGAGGCAGCUGAACCAUACCAUCGCCCGGCGAGGCUUCCGACAGCGCGCCCAGCUUACGUCCUCUCAGCAGUUCAGCUUCGACCGGCCGUUCUUGUUGGAUGACAUCGCUCCAAACUCCAACAGGACCCUCGGCCGCACCGUCAGGCGCAAGUUUCCGCCGCGGCCCCGCGCCAUGAAUGGACCCCUGAGCGACAUGCUCGGAGUCGGUGGCGCGGUGGUCGGCGGAAUGAUGGCCGCGCAGGUUGCCGGCGGGCUGCUCGGGGCUUUGUUUGGGUGA